GCUGCCAAGAAGUGGAAGCAUUUCCUCCAGCAAUGAAUUCCUCAUUUCACCUGCAUUUCUUGAAUCUCAACCUGAGUACCACUGAGGGCAACUUUUCAGGACCAAAUAUGAAGAAUAAGCUGUCACCAUGCGAAGACAUGGGUGUCGCAGUGGAGGUCUUUCUGACUCUGGGUCUUGUCAGCCUCUUGGAGAACAUCUUGGUGGUUGGUGCCAUAGUGAAGAACAAGAACUUGCACUCUCCCAUGUACUUCUUUGUGUGCAGUUUAGCAGUAGCUGACAUGCUGGUGAGCACGUCCAAUGCCUGGGAGACCAUUACCAUCUACCUGAUCAAUAAUAAACUCCUGGUGAUAGCGGACACUUUUGUGCGUCACAUUGACAAUGUGUUUGACUCCAUGAUCUGCAUUUCUGUGGUGGCCUCCAUGUGCAGUUUGCUGGCUAUUGCUGUGGACAGGUACGUCACCAUCUUCUAUGCCCUGCGCUAUCACUACAUCAUGACAGCGAGGCGCUCGUGUGUGGUGAUUGCAUGCAUCUGGACCUUUUGCACCGGCUGCGGCAUCGUUUUCAUCAUUUACUACAAAUCCACUUAUGUCAUCAUCUGCCUCAUCUCCAUGUUCUUCACCAUGCUCUUCCUUAUGGUGUCCCUGUAUAUACACAUGUUCCUCCUGGCACGGACCCAUGUCAAGCGGAUAGCAGCUGCACCCAGAUACAGUUCUAUGCGGCAAAGGACCAGCAUGAAGGGCGCUAUCACUCUCACCAUGCUGCUGGGUGUUUUCAUCGUGUGCUGGGCUCCCUUCUUCCUCCAUCUCAUCUUAAUGAUUUCAUGCCCCCAGAACAUCUAUUGCUCCUGCUUUAUGUCUCACUUCAACAUGUACCUCAUACUCAUCAUGUGUAAUUCUGUGAUCGAUCCUUUGAUAUAUGCCUUCCGCAGCCAAGAGAUGCGGAAGACCUUUAAAGAGAUUAUUUGUUGCCAUGGCUUCAGAAUAACCUGCAGGUUCCCUAGCAGGUAUUAA
This is a messenger RNA of Castor canadensis (American beaver), 1010 nucleotides long. NCBI's taxonomy places the organism in Eukaryota, Metazoa, Chordata, Mammalia, Rodentia, Castoridae. The record is from RefSeq and is a predicted model, not a curated record.